This is a messenger RNA of Cebus imitator (Panamanian white-faced capuchin), 3510 nucleotides long. It is a transcript of the gene GPSM1, whose product is annotated as G protein signaling modulator 1. Gene Ontology annotation, molecular function: GTPase regulator activity; protein binding. Bases 122 to 2140 code for a protein of 672 amino acids. Lineage: Eukaryota; Metazoa; Chordata; Mammalia; Primates; Cebidae. The record is from RefSeq and is a predicted model, not a curated record. The transcript has 14 exons.
CUCGGCGCCUCCCCCGGGAGGACAGGCGAACCAGGCGCGGACCGACAGGCGGACAGCGGGGCGGGCAGAGGGCGGACGGCCACGGCGCUGGGGGCGCCCCGGCUCCCGCGCGCCCCGACCCAUGGCAGGCCCGACCCCGUCCGCGGCCGACGAGCUCCCGGGCCCCGCCGCCAGGCGCCUCUACUCCAGGAUGGAAGCGUCGUGCCUGGAGCUGGCACUGGAGGGUGAGCGUCUGUGCAAGGCGGGCGACUUCAAGGCGGGCGUGGCCUUCUUUGAGGCCGCCGUGCAGGUGGGCACUGAGGACCUGAAGACACUGAGUGCCAUCUACAGCCAGCUGGGCAACGCUUACUUCUACCUGAAGGAGCACGGCCGGGCGCUGGAGUACCACAAGCAUGACCUCCUGCUGGCGCAGACUAUUGGUGACCGCAUGGGGGAGGCCAAGGCCAGCGGAAACCUGGGUAAUACGCUCAAGGUCCUGGGACGCUUCGACGAGGCUGCCGUGUGCUGCCAGCGCCACCUGAGCAUUGCCCAAGAGCAGGGAGACAAGGUUGGGGAGGCGAGGGCCCUCUACAACAUCGGGAAUGUGUACCACGCCAAGGGCAAGCAGCUGUCCUGGAACGCCGCUCAGGACCCCGGGCACCUGCCGCCCGACGUCCGAGAGACACUGUGCAAGGCCUCCGAGUUCUAUGAGAGGAACCUGUCCCUGGUGAAGGAGCUGGGUGAUCGGGCGGCACAGGGCAGGGCCUACGGCAACCUGGGCAACACCCACUAUUUGCUGGGGAACUUCACGGAGGCCACGACCUUCCACAAGGAGCGCCUGGCCAUCGCUAAGGAGUUUGGAGACAAGGCAGCCGAGAGGAGGGCCUACAGCAACCUGGGGAACGCCCACGUCUUCCUGGGGCGCUUCGACGUGGCCGCCGAGUACUAUAAGAAGACGCUGCAGCUGGCCCGGCAGCUCCGGGACCAGGCGGUGGAGGCGCAGGCCUGCUACAGCCUGGGCAACACCUACACGCUGCUGCAGGACUACGAGCGUGCAGCUGAGUACCACCUGCGGCACCUGCUCAUCGCCCAGGAGCUGGCCGACAGAGUGGGCGAGGGACGGGCGUGCUGGAGCCUGGGGAAUGCCUACGUGUCCAUGGGGCGCCCGGCGCAGGCCCUGACCUUCGCCAAGAAGCACCUGCAAAUCUCCCAGGAGAUCGGGGACCGCCACGGGGAGCUCACGGCCCGCAUGAACGUGUCACAGCUGCAGCUGGUGCUUAGCCGCCUGAGCAGCCCGGCAGCCUCAGAGAAGCCUGACCUGGCUGGCUAUGAGGCCCAGGGGGCCAGACCCAAGAGGACACAGAGGCUGAGCAUGGAGCCCUGGGACCUGCUGAGACUCCCCCUGGAGAGGGAGCAGAAUGGAGACAGCCAGCACUCAGGGGACUGGCGGGGGCCCAGCAGGGACUCGCUCCCCCUCCCUGUGAGGAGCAGGAAGUACCAGGAAGGCGCCGACGCUGAGAGGCGGCCACGGGAGGGCAGCCACUCCCCGCUGGACAGCGCCGACGUACGGGUGCAGGUGCCACGCACGAGCAUCCCGAGGGCCCCAUCCUCUGACGAGGAGUGCUUCUUUGAUCUGCUGACCAAGUUCCAGAGCAGCCGCAUGGAUGACCAGCGCUGUCCCCUGGAAGACGGCCAGGCUGGGGCUGCUGAGGCCACGGCCGCCCCCACCCUGGAGGACAGGAUCGCUCAGACCUCGAUGACUGCCUCGCCCCAGACUGAGGAAUUCUUCGACCUCAUCGCUAGCUCCCAGAGCCGCAGGCUGGACGACCAGCGGGCCAGCGUGGGCAGCCUGCCGGGACUGCGAAUCACCCACAGCAAUGCCGGGCACCUCCGAGGCCACGGCGAGCCCCAGGAGCCGGAGGAUGACUUCUUCAACAUGCUCAUCAAGUACCAGUCCUCCAGGAUCGAUGACCAGCGCUGCCCACCGCCUGACGUGCUGCCCCGGGGCCCCACCAUGCCUGACGAGGACUUCUUCAGCCUCAUCCAGAGGGUGCAGGCCAAGCGCAUGGACGAGCAGCGGGUGGACCUCGCGGGGGGCCUGGAGCAGGGGGCAGGUGACCUGCCCGAGCCCCAGCAGCAGUGCCAGCCCGGUACCAGCUAAGGCCCUGCGCCCACUGCCAGGCCCACCCUGCCCCCACCUCCGGAUGCUGGGCUCACAGUCACAGCCACGAUCUCCCGAGGCCAUCGCCGAGGACAGGCACUGGGCAUGCAGCCCCAUGGCCUCCCUGACCCAGGGUGGCAGGCUCAGGCCAAGCUGCCCAUGCGGGGAGGGCGUGCUUCCAUCUUGGGCUGGGCCCCCAUGGCUCUCGGCUUCCUCCCCUGCCCCCGCCACACGCCGGACAGGGCCUUCAGCAUAUCGGCCCCAACCCGGUGCUGUGCAGACUCCCCUGCCCUCUCCCGCAAGCCCUUCCCGCUCUGCCCUGCCCUGCCAAAUGUGAAACCCUGGUGUCUCCCCCACCCUCCCGAAAGGUGUCUCUGAGCCUCUUCUUAGGGCUACCGUGUUCUGUCCCCCCAGAGCUGGUCCUUGGACAGCCCUGCGGCAGGCAUGCUCCUCCCUCCGGCUUCAUCCCCAGGCGGGCUCCCUCCAAGCCUGUCUCCCCACUCCUGCCCCAGCUGGGGGAGGAAGAGGUCAGAGACUACAGAAGGCCCUCCCAGACCAGUCAUGGCAGACCAGGCUGCAGCGGCAGCCCUCAGGGUCCCCCACCCGAGUCCCAGGGCCCUGCUAGGGCCUCGAUGGGGGUUGGGCCUGUCUCUAGAGCAGAGGGAACGGCCGGCCAUGAACGUUGACCUUCAAAAACCCCAAGCCAGGAAGAAGGGCAGGGCCUGGCCCUAAGGAUGCUAGCUGGCAGCGGGAACAGUGCCCAGUCGGUGGGUGGGAGGCAGCACCAGGCUCUGUGACCCUCACGUGAGUGGAGGGUCAGUGGAAGCUGGGGAGGCUUCGCUCAGCUCAACCCUGCAGUCCCCCAGAUGAGAACCCCCUCCUCCCACCAGCUAGGGGAGAUGACAUCCCACUGUCUCCCCACGGGGAGGGGCCCAAAGGUCACCGAGCUCAAGACCCUGCGCCCCGCAGGAACUGCCAGAGCCUGAGAUGGGCCUGAGGUGGCCUGCUCCUGUCCAUACCCAGCCUUGGCACCUCCCAAGUGCCGUGGGCCCUGCCAUGGCCCCACACCCCCUGGAGCUGGCAGUUCCAUCUAGGAGGGUGCCUCCAGGCCCCGCUCUGAGGCCGGGGUGGACAGGAGUCCUGGGCCCGACGAGGUGACCCGCUUCUAGAGGGGCAGGGCCACACCCGAGGGCAGGGACAGAUGCCCAAACACAGGGCCUCCAGGACCCAGCACCACCCUGCAUACUUGAAUGUACAUGCAUAUUUAUUGCUCACAUGUCUGUGCCACGUUGUCAAUGGGUCCUUUCCAACCCAAAAGGUACAUUUGUUUUUCUGUUUUUCUCCUGAAAAAUAAAGUCGCCAAGUGAGUG